Messenger RNA from Penicillium maclennaniae, 5385 nucleotides. It is a transcript of the gene pld3, whose product is annotated as phospholipase D. Gene Ontology annotation, biological process: phosphatidic acid biosynthetic process; cell motility; intracellular signal transduction. The transcript is spliced from 4 exons. Lineage: Eukaryota; Fungi; Ascomycota; Eurotiomycetes; Eurotiales; Aspergillaceae. Gene Ontology annotation, molecular function: phosphatidylinositol binding; D-type glycerophospholipase activity. The record is from RefSeq and is a predicted model, not a curated record. Bases 1 to 5385 code for a protein of 1794 amino acids.
AUGACCGACACUCUAAUGCCGUCUUCCCCUCAAAUGGAGGCUGAGCGCAAGUUCGAGAGAGAGAAAUCGAAGAAGCCCGAUCCCAUAUCGGUUGCGAGUGGCUCCAAACUAGCCUCCCCAUUCCCGUCCCCUACCGAAGCCAAGCGACCUGCUUCGGUAAAGCAGGCUCAGCACACCGAAGCGAGCCAAGAGAAUAAGGUACCGGAUCAUCUCCAACUGUCUAAAGAGCCGGAAAGUCCUCUUGAGAGCAAGGAGAACACAUCGCCGACGCAGCGUGGCUCACCCAGGGAGUGGUCAUCCCUGAGCAGCCGGCCACCGAAUAGGUCUAAUACUGACGAACAGCCGCCGUCGCUAAGCCGCAGCAGACAGCAAUCAUCAGGCCAUGGGAUGUCUCCCCCUUCCCGCGCUCCCAGUGUUCAGUUCCGCGACCCUGAAAACGAAGCCACGGAGCCGCCCCCGUCACGGCCGCAGUCUCGAGCCUCCUCUUUGAACGGCGAUGACGGAGAUCAAUCAAAGGGGAAACAGUCUAUUCUCAAUCGCUUGAACGGAGCCACAAUCGGCGACAUUCGGCCAGGCCAACCUGACCUCGUUACUCCGGGCUCGGAACGGGGCGAUUUUCUCUUCCCUGUCCCUGAACCUCUGGCUGAAGAGGGAAGUGACAUUGAUGCCGAUGCCGAGGAAAGCGGCGGCGAGCAGCGGGACCUUGCCAAGAAGAAGAAGAUCCUACGUCGACGACAAGAACAGGACGACGAAGCUGGGACUCGUACUGCCCCAACGACGCCAAAGACUACACGCCGACCUUCCUUUCACUUUUCGUCCUCGUUUGCUCCCUUUGAGAACUACCGCAACAACAUAUUCCCUCGAAGAGGUAGCACUACUGAGUUUACUGCUCAAAACCGGGAAGGUGUAUCGGAGGAUGAAGGUCGUGACAGGCUCACCCGGCGAAGGCGAUCUGCCUGGGCCGGAAACCGCGGAAUGUCGUAUAUUGGUCGGCAGCAGGACGGAAACCAAGAGGAACAGCAGCGGCCGAGUAACUUGAGGAGACUCACGGGCCUUGCUGGUCCAUCUGAAAAUCCCGAAAGUCUUGCAGCUACCUGGAGACGGCACCGGGGCGACCGGGGUACCAGCGCCGGUGCCCAGCGAUGGAGACAAAUCAAAGCCGGCUUCAAGUUCAUGGGCCAGCGUCGUAAAGGCGACAACGCAGUGGAUAAUAAGAAAUCUGCAGAAUUGCUUGCCGAGCUGGCCUCGGCUGUCCCCGCUGCUCUAAUCUUGGCUAGUUUCUUUCAGAGGGAUGAACAUGGAAGCAAACGGAUUCCGAUUCUUUUGGAGCAACUGAAGGUACGUGUGACAGAUAGCCGCAUCGACUCGAAUUCUGGCGAUCGUCACCUAGUAUUUCGAAUCGAAAUGGAGUAUGGAAGUGGCAUGACUCGAAUGAAAUGGAUCAUCCACAGAACUUUGAGAGAUUUUGCCAACCUGCACUUGAAGUACAAACUUCACCUCGGAACUCAGAAAUACAUCCAGCUUCGGGCAAGUGAGAAUAGCCCCAGCCUUCCUCGUUUCCCGAGAAGCGCUUUCCCUUACAUGCGAGGCGUACGUGGAUUAGAAAGCGAGUUCGAGGAUGAGGAGGACGAUGGUGGGUAUGAAACUGGCCCUGAGGGAAUGAGCGGUACAGAUCGACCCGGGAAAAAGAAGCAGCGUCGACCUUCAGGAGUUGGUCCUUUGGCUCGCAGGAAAUCGAGUAUCACCAACCAGGAGGGCGAGUCGGCCGCGGGUCCUUCAUCCGUCCAUGAAGGAAUGGGCGGCAAGAGAGAAACCUACCCAGAGAGACAGCGAAAGAAGCUUGAGAUGUACUUGCAGAAGAUGAUCCGGUUCCUCAUUUUCCGGGCUGACAGUAACCGCCUGUGCAAGUUCCUCGAAUUAUCUGCUCUAGGCGUUCGUCUCGCCGCGGAAGGAAGUUAUCAUGGCAAAGAGGGCUUUUUGAUCAUCCAAUCAUCAAAGGGUCUCGACUUCCGAAGGGCCCUGACACCGUCUCUGAUUAAGAAGCGUCACUGGCCCAAGUGGUUCCUUGUUCGCCACAGCUACGUUGUCUGCGUUGAUUCACCAGAGGAGAUGAACAUUUACGAUGUCUUCUUGGUGGAUUCCAACUUUAAAAUUCAGACGCAGAAGAUCAGCCUUCGCAACCAAAAAGCGAAAGAGCUGGCCAAGUCGGCAAAGCAGUCGGCAAGACACCCUCAGCACCACACUCUUCGGCUUGAGAAUUCCGAACGCAAGUUGAAGUUGUUGGCUCGGAAUGAACGCCAGCUGCAGCAGUUUGAAGACUCAAUUCGCUUUAUGGCUCAAAAUACUCCGUGGAUGCGGCCGAAUCGUUUCGACAGCUUUGCGCCUGUUCGACAAAAGUGCUUUGCUCAAUGGCUAGUUGAUGCACGCGAUCAUAUGUGGGUGGUCUCAAGAGCGAUCAAUCAAGCAAAGGAUGUCAUCUAUAUUCACGACUGGUGGUUGAGUCCGGAACUAUACAUGCGGCGACCUGCAGCCAUCAGUCAGAAAUGGCGGUUGGAUCGUCUGCUCCAGAAGAAGGCUCGUGAAGGCGUGAAGAUUUUCAUUAUCAUGUACCGGAACAUCAACUCUGCGAUCCCGAUUGACUCGGAGUACUCCAAGUUUUCCCUCCUUGAGCUCCACCCCAACAUCUUUGUCCAGAGAUCUCCAAAUCAGUUCCGUCAAAACACCUUCUUCUGGGCACAUCACGAGAAAUUGUGCCUAAUAGAUCAUACCCUUGCUUUCGUGGGAGGCAUUGACCUGUGUUUUGGACGUUGGGAUACACCUCAGCAUCACCUUACCGACGAUAAGCCCACUGGCUUUGAAAACUCCGACACCGCCAAAGAUGCCGACAACUGUCAGCUCUGGCCUGGCAAAGACUACUCCAACCCUCGGAUUCAAGAUUUUUAUGACUUGGAUAAACCAUACGAGGAGAUGUACGAUCGCAAUGUUGUGCCGCGUAUGCCUUGGCACGAUAUUUCGAUGCACGUGGUGGGCCAACCUGCCCGCGAUCUUACUCGGCAUUUCGUUCAGCGCUGGAACUACAUCCUUCGCCAGCGCAAGCCAACUCGACCAACACCUUUCCUUCUGCCUCCUCCGGAUUUCAACCCGGCUGAUCUCGAGGCUUUGGGUCUGGAUGGAACCUGUGAGGUUCAGGUCCUACGCUCCAGCAGUAUGUGGUCGACUGGAACGCCCGAUGUCACAGAACAUAGCAUCAUGAAUGCCUACGUCAAACUCAUUGAAGAGUCUGAGCACUUUGUCUACAUUGAGAAUCAAUUCUUUAUCAGUACCUGUGAAAUCGAUGGCAGGAAGAUUGAAAAUCUGAUUGGAGACGCAUUGGUUGAACGUAUUGUUCGAGCAGCCAAGAACGAAGAAGCGUGGCGCGCCGUUAUCGUCAUUCCCCUCAUGCCAGGCUUCCAGAACACCGUUGAUAGUGAAGGUGGAACGAGCGUGCGUCUGAUCAUGCAGUGUCAAUACCGCAGUAUCUGCCGUGGCGAGACUUCAAUCUUUGGUCGUCUCCGGGCGCUGGGAAUCGAACCGGAGGACUAUAUCCAAUUCUACAGUCUACGAGCCUGGGGCAAAAUCGGACCGACUAAGCAGUUGGUGACGGAGCAGCUCUACAUUCACGCAAAAUGCAUGGUCGUCGAUGAUCGUGCAGCCAUCAUUGGAUCUGCAAAUAUCAACGAACGAUCAAUGCUGGGAUCCCGUGAUUCCGAGGUGGCAGCCGUGGUGCGGGACACAGACAUGAUCCAGUCGACUAUGAAUGGCAAACCCUACCUUGUCGGAAGAUUCCCCCACACUCUUCGUAUGCGCCUUAUGCGGGAACACUUGGGAAUAGAUGUUGACGAGCUUUUGGAACAUGAUUUCGCCACAGAAGAAGAAUUGCGCAAGAUCCAGGUCGAUGAAGAAGACGCUCGACCAGCCGGUGAUCGAGAAAGACGAGGCUCCGAGUCGUCCAUGAUUGAGCGCCAAGACGAAAGAGACAUGAUCGAACGUCGUCAUCGUGUCCAGGAUGAGUUCUUGUCCCGCUCUGAAGAAAUGCACAGCUUCAACCACGACGUUGACUGGGAGCAAGGCAACAACCCAAACCUCAAGAGUAAUCGGAGACUCACUACCGAUCCACGAGUCACGGAUAACCCCGAUCACAAGAAAGACGUGGAUGGUGAUGGCUUUGACAACUUGAGAGCUGCCGAGAAAGCUGGUUUGGGAGUUGGCCGUGACUCACUGGUGACCCCUGAUGGCAAGGAAGCCCUGGUCUCCCCAAUUUCUUCUGAAGGCAAGGGCACUAUCGAUCAGCCCAGGCCAUCGUCUCAGCGCAAGUCCACCCAAUCAAUAUCGACCCGCAAGAAUGGGAAUGGAAUUUCGGGCGAGCCCGUUCGGGAUUCAGAGGGCAAUACGAACUCCGAGACUCCUUUGCAUACUCACGGUGUCUCUGGGUCAUCGAGCCGUGAGUCUGAGGUUGAGAGUGCGAGUCUGAUGGUGUCUCAGGAAACCCGCGAUAUCCCCAAGUUUGGACAACCGUUUACGCCAGACCUGAAGCGUAUCUUCAUCGACAAGGACUGCAUGAAAGACCCCGUAAACGACGGUUUCUAUUUAGACACCUGGCAAGCGGUUGCUGAGAAGAACACGAAGAUCUACCGCUCUGUCUUCCGGUGCAUGCCCGACAGUGAGGUCAAGAAUUGGAAGGACUAUAAGGAAUAUGCCGCAUAUGGAGAGCGCUUCUCUGAGAUGCAAAGCCAGCAGAGCAGCAAGCCGACCAACCAGCCUUGUCAAAGACAUACCGGCCCUCCCGGAGCUCAUUCUUCUACGGCUGGAGUUCCACUUACAUCACCAGUUUCUCUUGUCAGCCCAAAGACUGAAGGGCUAGUGAGCGAACUGAAGCCCCGUCAAACUAUUGACGAGAAGGCCGAGCUCAAGACGCAAGAUCCUCAGCGAAGUGGGUCUGACCGACCACAGUCCGAGCUUAUCCAGAGCGAGACAUUGCCGCCCCUUGAUGAAAAGACCGCCUUGAAGGCGGCAUCUGAGCCCCACCUGUUGAGCAGCGUGCAGAACAGCGAAGAUAAUGCCGCUGGAGAUGAUGCUGAGAAGCCGCGCUCGAAUUUUGCACAUGUCGACUAUUCUGAGGCAGUGAAUCUGAAUGCGUCUCAAUCGCGGAGACGCAGACGUCGAGCCACUACUAUUGGUUCUAAGGCCCAUGAAGAUGUAAUGGACAAAACGCGCGCGGAGGAUCUUUUGAACAAGGUUCAGGGCCACCUUAUUCUCUGGCCAUAUGACUGGCUUGAGAAGGAAGAGCAGGGUGGAAACUGGCUUUACGCCUUGGAUCAAAUAUCGCCUCUGGAGAUCUACAAUUAA